CGGAUCUGGUAGCUGCCAAUGUGUCAUGCUGGUGUCAGCCCCGCUCCGAGGCUCAGGGCCCUGGCAGGCCUGGCCGCGGCGGCCCUCCUCUCGGCCCUCUGGCUCCUGUGGCUGCUCGACGCGGCCCCCGGGGGAGCCCGAACGCCCCAGUCCACGAUAACCAUCCUCGUCUGGCACUGGCCCUUCACCGGCCAGCCCCCGGAGCUGCCCAGCAACACCUGCGCCAGCUACGGCGUGGCCCGCUGCCGCCUGACCACCAACCGCAGGCUGCUGGCCAGCGCCGACGCCGUGGUCUUCCACCACCGCGAGCUGCAGAGCGGGAAGGCGCGCCUGCCCCUGGCCGAGCGGCCGCACGGGCAGCCCUGGGUGUGGGCCUCCAUGGAGUCGCCCAGCCACACCCACGACCUCGGCCGCCUGCGCGGGGUCUUCAACUGGGUGCUGAGCUACCGGCGAGACUCGGACAUCUUUGUGCCCUACGGCCGCCUGGAGCCCCGCGAGGGGCCCGCGCCGCCGCUGCCGGCCAAGAGCAGGCUGGCCGCCUGGGUGGUCAGCAACUUCCAGAAGCGGCAGCAGCGUGUGCAGCUGUACCGGCAGCUGGCGACCCACCUGCGCGUGGACGUGCUGGGCCGCGCCGGCAGGCGGCCCCUGUGUGCCGACUGCCUGCUGCCCACCGUGGCCCGGUACCUCUUUUACCUGUCCUUCGAGAACUCCCAGCACCGGGACUACAUCACUGAGAAGUUCUGGCGCAACGCGCUGUCGGCCGGCGCCGUGCCCGUGGUCCUGGGGCCCCCGAGGGCCAACUACGAGGCCUUCGCCCCGCCCGACGCCUUCGUGCACGUGGACGAUUUCGGCUCGGCCCGCGAGCUGGCCGCCUUCCUCACCGGCAUGAACGAGAGCCGCUAUCGGCGCUACUUCGCCUGGCGGGACCGGCUCCAAGUGCGGCUGUUUGCCGACUGGCGGGAGCGCUUCUGUGCCAUCUGCACCCGCUACCCCGACCUGCCCCGUGGCCAGCUCUACCAGGACCUCGAGGGCUGGUUCCGGGCCUGAGCUCCACCGGCUGCAGGAGGCAGGGG
Messenger RNA from Hippopotamus amphibius kiboko, 1073 nucleotides. It is a transcript of the gene FUT7, whose product is annotated as fucosyltransferase 7. The transcript is spliced from 2 exons. Gene Ontology annotation, cellular component: membrane. Gene Ontology annotation, molecular function: alpha-(1->3)-fucosyltransferase activity. Bases 19 to 1047 code for a protein of 342 amino acids. The record is from RefSeq and is a predicted model, not a curated record. NCBI's taxonomy places the organism in Eukaryota, Metazoa, Chordata, Mammalia, Artiodactyla, Hippopotamidae.